Elaeis guineensis (African oil palm) is the source of this 2148-nucleotide messenger RNA. The record is from RefSeq and is a predicted model, not a curated record. NCBI's taxonomy places the organism in Eukaryota, Viridiplantae, Streptophyta, Magnoliopsida, Arecales, Arecaceae.
CACCUGGAUUGAUUUAUGAAAUGAUUUGGAUGUGUUGGGUUAUUUUGGAGAGGAAACUCACUAGAUGAUCGAGUUUAGCAGAAACAAGUGUUGUUUUCACAAUCUCGUUUCUUUCUUGUGGAAAAAAAAAUUUCUUAGUUCUUUGGUUGAGAAUAAGUGGAUCCGGUAAAGAUGUUUUUGAUUUGAUCCAGGACUGGGUUUUGGUAAAUGUAAUCGGGAAAAAAAAAUGCAGUUGUUUAUCAUUGAGCAUUCUGCUAUAACAGUGACCUAUAUUAUAACAGUGACAUUAUUUGCUAUCGAGCUUUCUGCUCAUUGACGUAUUCUAUUAAUUGUAUAAUCACUUGUUUUAAUGCAGGAUUCUACUGCCUGUGAAUACACAUCUGUGAAAAACUUGAAUGAGUCCAAAUAUGGAUUCUGGGGGAUUUUAGCGAGAAAAGCUAAAGCAAUUUUUGAGGAUGAUGAUACAACCAAGAAAUUUGAAAACCAUGGAAGACACCAAUUCCAAGCAGUUGACACGUCAACUGGCAGUCAGGAGGAUCUGACAAUUAUGGAAAAUAAGACUGCUGACAUCAACCAUGAAACACAUAAGCUGCAUAUCAGGAGAAAAGGAAGUGAUCAAAAUGCACAGAAUCAGGCCACAGAGAAAUCAGUUCAACACAUUUUCCUCUGAUACAAACUGAUUAUGAAAUACAGCUGAAGGCAUCUCGUGACGUAAGGUGGCAAUUGUGUAUCACUGGAUUGAAAUUACUGCUCUAAAUAUGCUUGUCAGCUUUAUUGAGUAAAACUGAUCCCUUAAAUCAUUUGAAUUUUCUGACACAGUGGACUUUGCUUGAUUCUCAACUGCCUGAUUCUGGGCACAUUCAUCUUGUAUUGCUAAUGGCUAUGAGGUAGUAGAAUCUUUGGAAAAAAAAAGAAAAAGAUUCAUCUUUUAUAUCAACACCAAAGAGGUUGAUGCUUGGAUGCUCCGGUUAUCUCCUAAUUCAUGAAGCUGGAUCGUAUGAUAGUAGGAAAUUUGCCACUUUUUGUAAUCAUUCAUUUUGCCGGUACUCAGAGCCCAGCCAGGCAGAGAUGACUAGUUUAGCUUGGAGCCAUCCAUCAAAGACUUUCUGUAGAUUUUACAUAGCAGUGUGCUUAAAUGCAAAACAUGUAUCUUAAAAUAAGAAGGUUUUCUUUCAGUACAUUACAAUGUCUGCAGUUAGCUAUGUUAUAUACCUCUUAUUGUUCUACCCUUCUGAUGGACCGAAUUAAUGGCCCUGUAUUUUGUUUUUGCAGGUUGCUAAUGCAAUGGCUGCAAAGGCCAAGCUUCUUCUGCAGGAACUAGAGACUAUCAAAGCAGAUCUGGCUUUCACAAAGGAACGAUGUGCUUAGCUUGAAGAAGAAAACAAAAUGUUGAGGGAGGGUCAUGAGAAGGGAUCUAGUCCUGAAGAUGAUGAUCUGAUCCGCCUUCAGCUGGAGACGUUGUUAGUUGAGAAGGCAAGGUUGGCACAUGAGAACUCCGUAUGUGCACAGGAGAACAGAUUCCUGAGGGAGAUUGUGGAGUACCACCAACUCACCAUGCAAGAUGUCAUUUAUAUGGAUGAGGGCAUUGAAGAGGUCACGGAGGUUUACUCCAUCCAAAUCCCAUCUGUGUCCCCAGCUAGUGGGGUACUGAAAGCACCUUCCUCCCUCUUGCCAACCACCCCCACCAGCCACGAUGCUCCCCGAAGUACUGCAGAUACCCAGCCACCUCCUCCAGCCUCCCCAUCUUUUGUUGUACCAGAAGCUUGCCCCAUUAUCACAACCCCUUCCACGCACUCUCCACAGGCUGUUCCUCCAAACACAAGGGCUAACCCUUCAUAUAGUUUCAGCAAUUGAGUUGCUAAGCAGCAACAAUGUGCUUCAGGGCCUACUACCUAGAAUCAGGGCUAGUCGGCUUUUGCUCGUCUUUGGUGUGUGCUGGUUUGGCGACACAAAUAAAAUUACAUUCUUUCAUGUUCUGGGUGGUACUCUUUACCUCCCUUCUCAAAAUAAAAAAUAAAAAUAAAAAUUCUUUCAUGUUUGUGCUUUUGUAUUUGUAAAUCAGUCUAUUUGUUGUCAUUGUUAUUUAUCAGCAUUUAUAGAUAAAUUAAUGUUUGGUUCCCAGAUUUUUUUUUUUGGUCAUUUGCUUGU